CAUAGACUAAGACUACACAUUCACCAUCCCUCGUCUGACACAAACCCUUGCGAAUGGUAUACCUUGAACUCGAUCCAUCUUGGCGGGCUUCCCGCUAGCAUAUACCCCGCAUGCCUUCACAGAUACAAAGCACGAGGGCCGACUCCCCAGACUCCUUUGGCUCUCGUGCAGGCUCCGGUCCACUCAAUGGCCUCACAUCCUCUUACCCUCUUCCCGACGGGUCCUUCUGCUUCCUUUCCUCCACGUAUCGAUCACCUAUUCCGCUGCCUUCGAGCUCUCCUCCAGAAACUCGUGCUAGAAGCGCCGCUUCGUCAAGUGCUUCGACUGGAUAUGGCUCAUGGCAGCUGAGGGCCGCUCGUAUAGUAGGGGCGCAUACAGCCUGGUUCGAAGGCAAGUGGGAGGGGUUAGUGCUGAAAGACCUCUCGCUCAAGAACAAUUGUACAACCUGGUCUGCUUUUGAAGAAAAGGUCUUGCAGUUCUGGAGGAGCAGUGAGAUCAGCUUUGGCGCCUCGAAGCAGCAGACGCCCGAGACCUGCAGCGUCCUCUACGUCAUGGUGGGUGUCGAUCCCGAUUCUUGGAUCCGCCUCAAAUUGUCCAGCAUUGCGGCACAAGACGCUCUUCUGCUGUCGACCUCACUGUGUAUGGAGCUAUCACGGACGUGUGACUUGCUACGCUCACAUCUAGAUACCAAGCAGGCGCAACUUGACCACUCGCGGAGUCUAGCUGGAGUCGCUCCUCCGCCCCCGUCACAAGUCAGCUCGUCACUCGUGAACCCAGGUAGAAUUAAGAGGAAGCACAUCGACGAUGGUGGCUUUGAAGAUGAUGAUGAUGAUGCGGCUGAACUGGAGCCAACGCAGCCAGAGGAACACUCCAAGAAUGUAGCCAAAGCUGUGAUGAUAGCCCAGGCAGGGGCUGAGGAAGAGGACGAUGUUCUUUCGCCUAUAGCCGCUCGAGAAGGGGCUGCUGCCGCCGCCACCAAGGACGUGACUUCAAACGGUAACGUCGCAUCUGCAGUACCAGCCGCAGAAGGGGGAGAGAAGGUUCAAGAGGAAGCCCCUGGCUCGGAUGCGGAUGACAGUGAUGAUUCUGAGACACAGGAAGAUCUGCUGAGCACAGUCGUCCGUAAGAGGCACAAGACCUGAUAUCGCAUCAAGCGUCACUCCAUCCUGUUGUAUGAUACCCGCAUUCCCAACCACUAUACCAUGAACGUCGCUGUAACGCACGCCAGCUUCCACGACCCCCAUUUGACAUCUCACUCUUUUGGUCAAUUGCAGGCGAAAAGAGAGGCUUCGAUGUGAAGCGACAUGAUCUUGUCGGAUUCUGAUGCCAUGCUCUAUCCCUCUAGCUAUACUACUUGCUCAGUAUCCAACACCCAAGAGG
Molecule: messenger RNA, 1380 nt
Organism: Microstroma glucosiphilum
Lineage: Eukaryota; Fungi; Basidiomycota; Exobasidiomycetes; Microstromatales; Microstromataceae
Exons: 1
Coding region: 111-1142 (343 amino acids)
Source: RefSeq, a predicted model, not a curated record